Messenger RNA from Catharus ustulatus (Swainson's thrush), 436 nucleotides. It is a transcript of the gene UCN, whose product is annotated as urocortin. The transcript has a single exon. The record is from RefSeq and is a predicted model, not a curated record. Gene Ontology annotation, molecular function: hormone activity. Gene Ontology annotation, cellular component: extracellular region. The annotation marks the transcript as partial. Lineage: Eukaryota; Metazoa; Chordata; Aves; Passeriformes; Turdidae.
CCCGCCGCCGCCCGCCCCGCCACCACCGACGGCUCCGUCCCGGCGGCCGCGCUCGGGGCUCAGGACCACCCGCUCUGGCCGCCGCUGGCGCCGCCGCCCUCGGAGCCGUGGCGAGGGCGGCGGGACGAGCCGCCGCUCUCCAUCGACCUCACCUUCCACCUGCUGCGGCACCUCCUGCUGCUCGCCCGCGCCCAGAGCCAGCGCGCCCGCGCCGAUUCCAACCGCCGCAUCCUCGACGCCGUGGGGCGCUGACCGCCCCCGGGAGCUCCCGGACACCCCGAACCCCCGGAACCCCGGGGCUGCACCGGCCCCAGCCACCGCCUCGGCCUCUGCACCGUGGGGCGCUCGGCACCAACAGCGGCGCGGGCUGAACCCGCCCGAGCCCAGCGCCGGGGCGAGCGGAACCGGCCCCGCACCGGUCCGCACCGAUUUUGUA